Molecule: messenger RNA, 4890 nt
Organism: Pleuronectes platessa (European plaice)
Lineage: Eukaryota; Metazoa; Chordata; Actinopteri; Pleuronectiformes; Pleuronectidae
Product: protein dopey-2
Exons: 21
Coding region: 264-3977 (1237 amino acids)
Biological process (GO): Golgi to endosome transport
Cellular component (GO): trans-Golgi network; endosome
Source: RefSeq, a predicted model, not a curated record
GUAAAGCCGCACAGAAUCUUCCACGACGACAGCAUGAGGUCGUUCUUCCGACGUCUUUCGUUCACACCAGAUGGUUCUUUUCUGAUCGCCCCAGGCUGUUAGGCUGGAAGCACUACAUCGCUUCACAGUGCUGUGGCACCUGAUCCGGGAAAUCCAGACCAACAGGACCAUGUCUCUCAACCGCUCCUUUGACCGGUAACCUGAAGAUUCUUAGCAGCAGAAGUCGAAGCUCCACCAGAACGUCUGGGUCAUCUGGGGAUGCUAUGGCAACAGAGGUCACCACCUUAAAUCUCACCAACAUUGUGGACAGGGAAUCCCUGUGGGCAGAGUUGGACACUGGUCCAGAGCAGGUCAAACUGCAGGACUCUUUUGUGCCAUCAAAGAGUGAGAGUGAAGACACAGAGGAGGAGGAAGAGGAGGAAAAUAGAGCAGAUGAUGAGGCUGAGAGUGAACACACGGAGUCAGCAGACACUAGCGGGGCCCAGGUAUCCACAGAGAGCUCCGGUUCUGGUUCUGCUCUGUAUGGCAGCAUUGAGGAGGGCAGGCUGGUCAAUGGCCUGCGGAGGGCAGAGUCUGAGCGUACACAGGCAUCUGAUUCGCUGUCAAGUGAGGAUGAGGAGGAUUUAGAGCUGGAAACAAUGGCCAGGUCUCGCCUGUUAAAACAGGAGCGUGAGAAGAGAGAAGCCAUCGACUCUCUGUUUCUUCAUGUGCUGCUGUAUCCUGUGGCGGGCGGCUGGCGCCACCUGCUCCAAGGUCUGUCACUGCUAGACAGCUUGCUGAGGAGCAGCGCUGAGUGCCCUCUGGUGGAUGCACUCUCUUCUAACUCUCUGGACACAAGCGCGGCUGCACAUUUAAACCUGGUCUCUAACCUUUUACACCGACACCAACAGGCCCAAGAUGGAAAAGGCUUCUACGGCUGCCUGCUUUCACCAUCCUCCUCCCCCUCUCUGCCCCCGUCCAUUCUCAUUGAACUGCUGGUGUCUUUGUGCCUGCGAUUCCUGCGCUCUCAUUACCCUUCAUACCUGAGCCUCGGCCCUCUUGACCUGCAGGGGAACAGGGAGGUUCAGGUAAGGAGUGUGGAGGUGCUAACCCGGAUUGUGAACCAGCUUGGUUGCGUGGCACGAGGUCAUGAGGGCAAUGGGGCCGGUGCGGAGCCCAUCCGCAGAGUCUUGUCCAGAUGUCAAGUGCAGCAAUAUGCUCUGCUUACACUUUCUGCAUCCAUGUAUGUCAGCCAGAGGGGAAUGGACAAAGUAGCUUCCAGAAAUGUGGAGCUGCUGGUUGAGCAGGGAGGCCUGUCAGAGGAGAGUCUGGUGAAUCUUGGAUCAGGAGGCGGGCAGGAACAGUACCCCUUACAAAUGGAAUUACUCAAACUCCUUGAGGCCCUCAUAGUCCUGGAGCACCAUGUUGGGCUUGGCGCGGCCAUCCCAUCAGGUGGCUUAGGCGGAGCUUCCAGCCAGCCUGUUGAGUCUCGUGAAUCCCCAGCUGCCAGCUCCCCCCUCGCCCGUGAGUGGCAAACUGCUGUCCUUUUCCAGCAGUCCAUCAAAUCAGCCCAAUAUGUCCAAAGUCACCCCAUUACAGCCCAAGGAAUGUUUGUUUCUGCCGCAGCCAUGGCCCUGCAGCCACAGUACGGCUAUGCCAUGCACCCCCACUGGGUGUCUCUGCUGUGCUCCACUCUGCCCUACCUGGGACGCUCAUUAGGAAUCAUUGUGGCGCCCCUCAUCGGUCAGAUCUGCAGGAACUUGGACGAGCUGGUAAAGUUGUAUGAGCAUGAUGGAGGAAAGACAAAUCAGAGCCUCAGUGGCAGGAGAGAGAACAUCGCCCCAGACUACCCUCUCACUCUGUUAGAAGGCCUGACCACUAUAACACACUAUUGUCUACUGGACAACAAGAGGUCCCUGGUUGCCUGUGAACCUUCGGACAUCCGUAAUGCACGCAACGCUGUGAUCGAGGCUCUGCCGGAAAUGCUCACUAGCAUGGUUUUGUUGUGGGGCGUGGUCAGGAGGGAAGAGUUUCACCGGCGGGCGUCUGACUCUGGCCAGAACAGCAGACAAACUUCUACAUCUGUCUACUUUAAAAGCACCAAGAUCCUUCGCCACCGAAUUCUGGAGUUCCUGGUCCCUCUGACUGGGCAGUAUGGCAUUCAGAUGAUGGCUUCACUGGGAGUAGUGUGGAGCAGUAGGAAGAGUAGAAGGAGACAUAAAAAUAUGGUUUUACCUGUGGCCAGUGAGGCUCGUCUGGCCAUUGUGGAUCUGGUGAAAUCACUGAACACCUUGCAAACAGAUACCAUCCUGCAGUUGAUCAAAGAGGUGGUGAAAAAACCUCAUCAGAUUAAAGGAGAACAGAAGUCAGCCUUGGUUGAUAUCCCCAUGUUACAAUUCAGCUAUGCCUAUAUCCAGACUAUUUCCGCCCAGGUUCUGCACGAGAACAUUGCCCCUCUUCUCAGUCUGCUGCGAGAGUCUGUUCAGCUCAACCUGGCCCCGCCCGGACACUUCCUUCUGCUGGGAAUCCUCAACGACUUUGUCAAUCGGCUCCCAAACCUGGACAAUAAGAAGGAUACUCGAGACCUGCAGGAAGUGACUCAACGGAUCCUCGAGGCGGUGGGUGGGAUCGCGGGGUCAUCCCUGGAGCAGACCAGUUGGCUGAGCCGCAGCCUUGAGGUCAAAGUUCAGCCGCAGGUGUGCCCUGAAGCAGACGAGCCUGAUGACGCAGAUGCUGAAGAGUUGGCUCAAGCCAGCACCAUGGUCUCCUCCUCAGCUCCCUCAAUUUACAGUGUGCAGGCUCUUGCUCUCCUGGCUGAGAUGUUGGCAUCACUUCUGGACAUGGUGUACCGCAGCGAUGAGAAGGAGAAAGCCGUUCCUCUCAUUUCUCGGCUCAUGUACUUUGUUUUUCCGUAUCUGAAGAACCACAGUGCCUACAACAUGCCCAGCUUUGAUGCGGGUGCUCAGCUGCUGAGCAAUCUGAGCGGGUAUGCCUACACCAAAAGGGCCUGGAAGAAAGAGGUCUUUGAGCUAUUUAUGGACCCCCUCUUCUUCACCAUGGAUGCUUCCUGUGCACCCAGUUGGAAAUCCAUUAUUGAUCAUCUGCUGACUCAUGAGAAGACAAUGUUUAAAGACCUCAUGAGCUUGCAGAGUGGCUCCUUGAAACUGUUUGGUAACGUAGAUCAGAAACCCAUGCUGCUGAAGCGCCAGGCCUUUGCCAUGUUCAGUGGGGAACUCGACCAGUACCAUCCUUAUCUGCCCCUCAUCCAAGAGCGUCUCACAGAGGCUUUGCGUACGAACCCCAGCCCAGCUGUUUCAGCCCAGAUGUUCUUGAUGUUUCGUGUUCUCCUGCUGCGGAUUUCAUCCCAGCACCUGACAUCUCUUUGGCCAAUCAUGGUCACAGAACUGAUUCGCAUUUUUGCACGUCUAGAGAAAUCUCUGCAGCCGGAUAAGGAGGUCUCAAAACUGGCAAAGGUGGUGCGUGGAGCCAUUGAGAGAAAUGGACCGGUGAACUUCUCUCAGGCAGAGUUGGACAUGUACCUGUCAGCCUGCAAGUUUCUGGACACCUCCUUGACCUUUCCUCCCGAACAAAUACCAGUCUUUCAGAUGUAUCGCUGGGCAUUUGUCCCGGAAGUGGAUGUGAACCGCUUCAAUGGCCCAGAGAUGUCGCUGAUGGAAGCUGAGCAGGAAUGCAUACCCCACGUUGUCAAAGUACUGGAGGGGAUUCAGCAAAGAUAUGGGACCCUGAACGGACUGAGCGAGGAGUCUUCCACCGAGCGUUUGGAGUUCCCCCUCCUCACUCAGUGCUCCCUGCGCUCCAUCACCCAGCUGUUGCCUUUUCUUCGCACCCUUUGCUGUUCCUUCCAGGUUCCUCCCCCUAACGGCCACCUAAUGCAACACUACCCAAUAGCAGACUACCCAGCCACCAAUCCGCGCGCAGUCCUGAGGAAGCUGGAGCACAUCAUUGAGAAAGAAUUCCUGGACUCCACAGAGAGUUAAAAAUACUCAAGCAUGAAGCUUUCAAAUAAGUCCUCUCCCCAAGCUUUUACACCUGCAGCCAUAUGAGUGUAAUAUCUAAAAUAGGCACAACAGUGAUCAUGGAGUGUGAACUUGAAAUGUUUUAAUCUUUUAACUUGUCUGAUUUCCACAAUAAUACUUCUGAGGUUUACCCUGAAUCUGUUAUGGAAAGACCAAGGGACAUUGUUGUAGCUCAUUCAGUUGUCUGAAAGAUAUGGUAUUAAUUACAAGUUAAGUAGAUAUGCUCCUUUUUAUUUCUCUGUAAUGUACUUUGUCUCCACACUAUCUAAAAGGUUGACACAUUGAGAUUGUUUCACAGUGUCUACUCUCUUUGUUCUUAUUGAUUUUAGAAGAAGAAAAAAUAAUGAUUCCAUAAACAUCAAAUUAUUGUUCCGCUACCGCGUUUUUGUUUGUAGCCAAAUAGCAGAUUCACUGUGAGGAAUUUUAUCAUGUAUUUGUUUUCUUUUGGUUCCCAUAACAAGCGUACACACUGCAUCUGUCUGACUCUGAGAAUGUGAAGGUUGUAUGCCUGCAGGGCCCCGCUGUAGAACUAAUUUCUCUCUUUUUGUAUUGAAUUAAUUAUGGGACCUCACUGAUUUACAUUGAUUUUACGAGUAAGUUACUGAAUGUGUUUUUGUGUACACCACGAAAACCCCUUACAAUAUCCUGGAUUUUAUUGGGUGUACCUCGGUAGUAUACAGUACAUUCUUGCAGUUGUUGGUGUUUAAGGGAACUUGAAUCUUUCUUUGCGGUUGUUGACUGAUGCUUUUCACAACUGCCUGUCUUGUUUUCCACAGUACUGAAUGUUUACGUAAUUUAUUUUGGAUGUCUAAAAGGACCAUGUUAAGUUUUGAAUUAAGUGAAAAGGUUCAUUAAAGUAAAUAUUUAGCUUAAA